CAUCAACAACACACGUGGCACGAUACAGAAUUGUUCACUUCACGCCCUCGACACACAUCGGGACAUGCGCGUACAGACUGUGGUAUAGCAACACAUCUCUCGCCCGUGCUACCGCCAUCAUGAACUCUAUCCGUCCCCUCUCCUCCACCCUCCUGCAAUCCUGCACGAAGACUCCCUACACCUGCCGAGCUGCCAGCCUCGCAAAUGCCUCGAUACGACCACCUACGAACCGUGAACGACCGCAGCGACGAGGUUUCUUUGGAGCUCCGGGAGGCAGCGCGAAUCCGUUCGGCUCCAAUCAGACCUUGACAGCGCAACGGACAUUGCCAUUUCCCUCGACCGUAGUCUACGACAUCAUCUCCGACGUGGCAUCAUACAGCCAAUUCCUGCCCUACUGCCGCGACAGCACCGUCACGAAAUACUCGGAGCCCGCUCAAGAUGGCAAAAAAUACCCCGAAGAAGCCAAGCUCGUCAUCGGCUUCAACGAGCACAUCAGCGAAGAGUUUACGUCGCGCGUCUACUGCGUGCCAGGAAAAGUAGUCGAGGCCGUAUCGGGAAACAUGAAGAGCAGUCUCUCGGGCGAGGAAAUCGCGCAUCACAGCGCCCGGCCAGCGCCAGAUCAGGACCCGAGCAGAAAGGAUACGGUUAUGGCGCAUUUGUUGGCCCGAUGGUCGUUGAAGCCAUAUCACUAUAAACCCCCUCCCACGAGCGCGAUACACAAGGAUGACGCGCAUAAGAACACUGCAGAGACGAAUCCUGUCAGAAGUCAGGAUAAGACAGAGGUCAAUUUGGCGAUUGAGUUCCAGUUCUCCAACCCAAUGUACGCGGCGGUCGCAGGCGGCGUUGCACCCAAGAUUGCAGAGAAGAUGAUUGAGGCGUUUGAGAAGAGAGUGAAAGAGGUCAUGAUUGGCAUGGGACAUGUCAGGGAUGAGGCAGCGAAGAAGCGCUCCUUGUAAGAUAGAUAUGGAAUGGAAACGGCAUUCAAGGAGUAAAAUUCUAGCAGGACAAAAAAAGAGACAGAAAGAAAUGUUACUAUACCAUUUUCGUGUAUCGAUACAAGCCUCUGAAGUGGAAGAAGAAGAAGAAGAAGAAGAAGAAGAAGACAAAAAAAGAUUAGACGUGCGCGCAUGCAUGCGCUUGAUGUAAAUACAACACCAAUAACAACAUUCACAAAUC
Messenger RNA from Sphaerulina musiva SO2202, 1176 nucleotides. RefSeq lists its product as uncharacterized. The transcript has a single exon. The coding region runs from base 120 to 956 and encodes 278 amino acids. The record is from RefSeq and is a predicted model, not a curated record. Lineage: Eukaryota; Fungi; Ascomycota; Dothideomycetes; Mycosphaerellales; Mycosphaerellaceae. Gene Ontology annotation, biological process: cellular respiration; ubiquinone biosynthetic process. Gene Ontology annotation, cellular component: mitochondrion. Gene Ontology annotation, molecular function: ubiquinone binding.